Ochlerotatus camptorhynchus is the source of this 1050-nucleotide messenger RNA. RefSeq names its product titin-like. Lineage: Eukaryota; Metazoa; Arthropoda; Insecta; Diptera; Culicidae. The transcript has 2 exons. The coding region runs from base 1 to 1050 and encodes 349 amino acids. The record is from RefSeq and is a predicted model, not a curated record.
AUGAAGGCAUUUGUGGUGUUUUGCAUAAUUCUAGCCGUUACUUCUUUCGCGGCUGCGAAACGUUCCCACAGGAAAGGCAAACGAGGCCUUCAAAUUCAAGAAUUCGAUCAGGAUUCCGAAGAUAACGAAAAUCAUCAGGAAAGUGAUCAUCGGUCUGGCAAAAAGAAUGGACCCGUUCUAUUUCCAAUUGAGUUCGAGAGGCUCAAGCCGGUUAAAGCGAAGAGGCUAUACCAAGCUGGGAGCUCGAAGUACUAUCGAGGUACAACAGCUCUUGUGGAAAAGGCCGCCAAGAAAGGCAAAAGAGGUCUUCAGGUUGAAAGUUUCGAUCAGGAUUCCCAUGAUAUUGGAAAGCAUCAGGAUAGUGAUUACAAGCCAGCAGACAAGAAUAGUCCGGAAAUAUAUUCAAUUGAAAUCGAAGAUUAUGAGUCAGCUCCAGUGAAGAUGCCAUCAUAUGAUGGGGACAAACAUAGCUAUCCAACGUCACGAAAGAAGUUAGUUCAGGCCGAGAUGCAUCAUUUUUCAGCACCAGUGAAGGAGCCAGUUCAUGAGAUGCAUGAUAAGCCAGCUCCAGUGAAGAUGCAAUUUGGGUACCAGAAGCAUCACGUGCCAGCUCCAGUAAAGGCGCCAGUUGAGAGCGAGAAGCAUUUCCCAACUCAUGUCAGGGUUCCAUACCCAGUGGUGUUUGAAAAGCGCGUUCCAUACCCAGUUGAGGUUGAGAAGCGCGUUCCAUACCCAGUUGAGGUUGAGAAGCACGCUCCAACUCAAGUAAGGGUACCAUACCCCGUUGAGGUCGAGAAAAGGGUUAUAGUGGAGAAACAUGUGCCGUUUAUAGUCGAAAAACAGGUACCAUUUAAAGUGGACCGACCGGUGCCUUAUCCAAUAGAAGUUAAGGUCCCAGUGGUGCAAAAGGAAUACAUCGAAGUGCCAAAACCGUACGCAGUUCAUGUGGAAAAGCGCGUUCCAGUGUACAUUACCAAGAAGGUGUACGUCGAUAAACCGGUGCCAGUGACCAUCUACAUUAAGAAAAAGACUAGUGGUUGGAGUUGGUAA